AUGAAAAACAAGACAAGUUUUCUUCCACAAGAAGGAGAUGCACGUCCUUCCAGAUGUCCGGAUAACAGUGCAUUCAAACAACAGAAGCUACCAGCUUGGAAGCCCCAGUUUACCAUUGCAACUGUGCUCUCCAGCUUCUUUUUCACAGGCGCGUUCUGCCUUUCUGUGGGAGUCUGCCUCAUACUGUCUGCAAACAAUGUCAGAGAAAUACAGAUUGAUUAUUCAGACAAAUGCUCAGAUUGUUCAAAACUCCGUGAAAAUUCCUCUAAUUGGAAUAAGGAAUGCCACUGUUCUGUUAAUUUCUCAUUAAAGGAAGAAAUAUUGGGUGAUGUUUUUAUGUAUUAUGGCCUGCAAAACUUCUAUCAAAACCACCGUCGAUAUGUGAUAUCAAGAAGUGACUCACAAUUGUUGGGUCGAAAUGUAAACAUUCAGAAGAGCUACUGCGUGCCUUUCACCACCUACCGAAAUGGGACGCCCAUGGCUCCGUGCGGUGCUAUUGCCAACAGCAUGUUCAAUGAUACUAUUGAUCUUUUUUACAAUCUUAAAUCAUCUGUUAUUCAAGUACCACUGCUGAAGAGUGGAAACAGUUGGUGGACAGAUAAAAAUGUGAAAUUUCACAAUCCGAAAUCAUACAAUCUCUCUUCUGCAUUUGCAGGGACAGCAAGACCUCCUUACUGGCAGAAACCAGUAUAUCUGUUAGAUGAGGAAGAUGAAAGGAACAACGGUUAUGUAAAUGACGACUUCAUUAUCUGGAUGCGAGUGUCAGCCUUUGCUACGUUCAGAAAUCUUUACCGUCGUGUCAGACGGAUAAGGCAGUUUGCGGAUGGCCUCCCAGCAGGGAAUUACACUUUUCAUAUUUCCUAUAAUUUCCCCGUUACCAAAUUCAAGGGGAGGAAGCAUGUGAUUCUUUCAACCGUGGUAUGGAGCGGAGGAAGUAACCCAUUCCUGGGAAUUGCCUACGUGGUUUCUGGCACAGCAGCAACGCUGACAGGUUUUGUCAUAACUGCCAUCCACUUGAAACUCAGAAAAAAGAAAACAUACUUUCAGAAGUAAUGAGGUUCCCUGGCUUUCCCUGGAACAAAGGCAAAGGUAUGCUGUGAACAAAGA
Messenger RNA from Phaethon lepturus (White-tailed tropicbird), 1107 nucleotides. RefSeq names its product cell cycle control protein 50C-like. NCBI's taxonomy places the organism in Eukaryota, Metazoa, Chordata, Aves, Phaethontiformes, Phaethontidae. The coding region runs from base 1 to 1053 and encodes 350 amino acids. Gene Ontology annotation, cellular component: endoplasmic reticulum; plasma membrane; Golgi apparatus. The transcript is spliced from 7 exons. Gene Ontology annotation, biological process: phospholipid translocation. The record is from RefSeq and is a predicted model, not a curated record.